Molecule: messenger RNA, 1266 nt
Organism: Syngnathus acus (greater pipefish)
Lineage: Eukaryota; Metazoa; Chordata; Actinopteri; Syngnathiformes; Syngnathidae
Gene: znf365
Product: zinc finger protein 365
Biological process (GO): telomere maintenance; regulation of double-strand break repair via homologous recombination; regulation of neuron projection development
Cellular component (GO): centriolar satellite
Source: RefSeq, a predicted model, not a curated record
CUUUGCUGAGAUCCGACUGUGACGUCUCGCAAGCUACGGCGGGACUCGGGCACGUUCACGUUCGGUGUCGGUCAUCUUCGCACGCGCGCGCCGCCGGCGAGCGUGCGCGCGCGCGCGCGGAAGUGGCCGCCAGCCAUGCAGCAAAAGCUUUGCUCUGAAGGUUCCGGUUCUUUUCACGAUGGGGAGCGCUCGUCAGGCCUCCACAGCCUGUACGCCCAAAGGGAGUACCCGUAUGAGUACCGCGGCUUCAGCAUCACCGGAAAGCUCCCGCCGAAGAAUGGUGGUCUCACGGCAGCUCGCGGCAUGCGGCGCUCACUCAGCGACGGCAGGGACACCUCCCAAUUCCUGAUCUCCAGGAGGAGGACGAGAAGCGUGGGCACGCGUGCGCACCAGGACGAGCUUAAGCACCAGGACGAGCAUGAGGAACUGCUUGCCAGAGACAGCGAGAGAGAGAAGAUUGGGACCUCGGACAGGUCGCCAGAUCAUUACAGGGGUUUUCAUUUGGGACAGGAUCUCGGCGUGGACGUCGGCCCAGACUGGAAUGCAGAGGCGCUCGGACAGGGCUGUUGUUCGGGCCCAGACACCACCUGGUGCUUGCUCGCGGCGCCGCACGGAGGCCUGGCCGCCAGCACCAUUGAUGGCAUUGGCACUGGGGGGUCCCCACAGCGGCGGCUGGCUCGCGUCAGGACGGAGCUGGCGCAGGCGCACACGCGGCUGCUGUGCGAGCGCGCCCACACACAGCAUCUGUCUCGCGAGAGGCAGGAAGUGGCGGAGAAGGAGCGGUCGCUGAGCCGGCAGGUGGACAUGGCAGUCAUGGUGAUCGCUGCCCUCAAGGAGCAAAUCAACGCUUCCGAAAACGAGCUGGAGCGACGUGAAAGGCAGGUGCUGAGCAUCCACGAGUUUCUGGAAACGGCCGCACGCCAGGAGACCAGCGGUAAGGUCCGAAUCCAGUCAUUCAUCGAGAAUCUGCUCCGACGCAUCGCGCUGGCCGAGACCCUCCUGGAGGACUACCAGCGGCGGCAGACACCGGCCACCAAACCGAGACAAACCUUGCAGGAUCACCAAGAGCAGGUCAGCUGGAUGUCAGCUGUCGUGCGGUGUCCACGGCAACGUGCCCGUGCAGAGGCCGUUGAGCGAGCUGCGCGAGCCGCGGAGCAGCGCGAGCAGCGCGAGCGUCUGGUGCGUUCAUCCCGUCUCUUUUGUCGACCCGAACACCGGGACGACAUUUGGAACCAGCGGCGCCGCUCAGCCGGAUACGAGGCCUAA